AUGCGUGCUCGUGGAGUUGCAUAUCGCCGUGCUUAUAAAAAUGCUAUUAAAAUGGCACGAAACAUAUUAUAUCAGAAGGUCGGCGAAGCGUACGAAAUAUUUCACGGUAAUCAACUAAGUUACGAAGAUUUUAUCGUAAAUGAUCCUGUAGAAAAAUUAUGGGAAAGGUUUGUAGAAUAUGAAAAAUUAUCUACUAAAAGUGCCGCUUCAGUCAGCGCCGAGAUAGAAAAAAGUAUUCGUUUCAAUUUUGCAAAACAUUUAAAUCCACUCCUUUCUGUUAUUGAAAAAUAUGAUAUAUUCUUUCAUGAAUUAGUAUAUCAUAUGCGAUAUAAAGAGCACAUAUCCAUUCCCGAAAAAAUUGGCGCACCAGAAACUCUGCGAAAAAAUGAAAUAAUAACGGAACAACCUACCUUGCCCAGUAUAUCGAAAGCUGACCAGUUAGCGCUCGACAGCUUUCUAAAUACAUGGAAUAAAGCAAUUGACCUGCUUCAGAACAUAAUCGGGAUUGCUUCUAUCCCUCCAAUAGACGUGCGUGAGUCAGAUUCUAUCUCCUCUAUAUUCUGUACCCGUACGGCUGAGCUAUCUAUAGAACUCUUCUUCUCGCUAUUUUUUUCCGUUACUGUAGAGCAAGUAGAAUUUUUACGUGUACUAUUUGGCAGCGGUACCGCCGCCGUACGGCUCUGUGUGGUUGGGGGUGAAGAAAUAGACGAUUUAUCGGGUGGUCCUCUGAACUUGGCUUUUUUGGCCGUACGACCAGAAAAGGACGAAGACUAA
Molecule: messenger RNA, 774 nt
Organism: Paraglomus occultum
Lineage: Eukaryota; Fungi; Glomeromycota; Glomeromycetes; Paraglomerales; Paraglomeraceae
Source: the annotation of a GenBank genome assembly